CACCGUCUUUGGAAAAUCAAGGGUUUUCAGCAACGAGCUCUGAUUAUGGAAUCUGCCCAAGAAAACGCCGGCCUGCUGCACCAAAUCCUACCGCCACGGCUAGAAGAUGCUGGUCUCGAAGAAUGUGCUCUUCCACCGGAAUCCAUCAAAGAAGCCUUCUUCAAAGCCGCCUCCGCCGUGAAAUUGCAAGCGAGCUCCGUUUUAUUUGCUGACGACGAAGAUAACGAUGCAACUUGUGUCAAGGAUCCUUGGCCCACCGCGAAGGAUUCCUCCGACGUGAUAAUCGGAAUCAAGCCAGAGAGCGAGCCAGAGGGACCCUGCGCUGUCGAUAAGGGGAGUGAAGCUGGUGCUGACGAAGUUAAGAUUGGUGGUGGUGACGAGGCUGAUGAAGAGGAGUUGAGAGACAAGCUAAUCGAUGGGGAAGAGGGAGAGAAAUUGGGAGAGGAGGGGAAAGCUUGUGUGGAUGGUUUGAAAGGAUUGGAUAUUGAAGGCGAUAAAAAGAGCGGUGAUGACGUUGAUGAGGAAGAGAAAGAGAAGGAAGGUAAAAGACCAACUCUGGUUGAAGGUUUUGUUUGAAAUCCGUGAUCUUAGUUUGUUCUUGGUCUGUAUACUUCCCACUUCAAUGUGAUGCAUAACUGUAAGUUUCAAAUUUCACUUUUGAUGAGGAAGCAGUGUAUUUCUGGGUUCUGAAUCCUGCGUUGUACAAAAUACAAAGGAGUUGGUUAUGCAAUGUAAUAGUUUUUCU
Neltuma alba is the source of this 745-nucleotide messenger RNA. RefSeq lists its product as uncharacterized. Bases 46 to 576 code for a protein of 176 amino acids. The record is from RefSeq and is a predicted model, not a curated record. The transcript has a single exon. NCBI's taxonomy places the organism in Eukaryota, Viridiplantae, Streptophyta, Magnoliopsida, Fabales, Fabaceae.